AUGGAGAUUCCUCUCCGCAAAGGUCGUCGUUCAGGGCUGGGUAAGAUUGUUGAAACGGAUCCCGCAACAGCAUUCUUUGCUGACUACAAUGAAGACCUCCUUCAGCAGAACGAAGAGCUUAAAGCCAAAGUUGAUGCUUUGGAAGCUUCCAAAGCAGAAACAGAAGAGAGGCUGUGUAGUACACAAGGAGCUCACCUCUACACAGACUUGAGUCUCUAA
Molecule: messenger RNA, 219 nt
Organism: Microthlaspi erraticum
Lineage: Eukaryota; Viridiplantae; Streptophyta; Magnoliopsida; Brassicales; Brassicaceae
Source: the annotation of a GenBank genome assembly